CAGUUGGUUACCUGCAACAUACCCGCCUGCGAAUACAAAUCCAUUGACUAUUAUCCCAUUUCUCAUGUUUUCUGUCGAUUGCUGCUGAAGUUCUAAUAGAAGAAGUCAAGUCUACUCAAAAAUGGGGGAGAAGGAAGACUCAGAAAAGUACCUCAAACGAAGGAGAAUACGAGAACUUUUUCAGAGUCUAAUGGCUGGCCUCCUUUUCCACAAACCCGAGGACCACAUAGCUUUCCUGAUCGCAUGUCUUACAAAACUCCACGAAGACCCUCUUGCAGUCUUCAACAUCCGAUGGAACACUUUCAUCGAACAUGGACCCGAAGGAGGCAGGAUGGCCGGUGUCGAGAUGGAAGUUAGUCCCGAACAGAUCAACAUGCAGCUUCAGACGUUCCUAUCAGGAUCCGGAUUCCUAUACUGACAAUUUUGAUAAACAGAUGCGCAUAUUUUAUGACGUUUCAAAUUACCGAAUCAUGAUGGAGUCAGACAGAGACAGCAUUCCUAAAGGCGCGUUCUUGAUCUACGAAGACUUGCUCCGCGUUUUGUCCAAGAUUUAAAAGCCUUCUUUAUCGCUCUACAUAGCUUUCAGGUUGCCAAGAUGACCAACAUGACCUACCUUUAUCGUGUUUUUCUCUUGUGGUCAUGGCUAGAGUAAACGAAUUACCAACGUUAAGGCUGUCAUAUCUUGAGAGCGUUUCAUCGACGUGUGUCUUCUGAGAAGUUAGUUUUUCGAUGUGACGACAUCUUAUUCCCCUUGAUUUUGAUUGAGAAGCGCAUGCGUUGUAACUAUGGCAACUGUCCGAUACUACAUCAGACAACAUCCACGGAACGCUCACCAAAGCAGGAUAGUGUUCCAAAUUUAACCAGGGGCUCUGAGAAGAGAGCAAGUAUAUUUUCAAGCGUCUAUAGUCUAUCAGCAAUAUUGCCAAAACUGCCAAAAUAUUCAGUCGCUCCAAGACAAUAAUCUCUAUGUGUUUCACUUUUACUGUUUUAGGAAUAUCUAUCAGGGACAGAUUUUGGCAUCUCAUUCGGACAUCUUGUUCCACUAAUCUCGUUGUGUCAAUCGGUCAUUAACCAUCCUUCGAUCACUUCAUCAUGAAAUGAUUCCAGAUAUUCAUAUGGCUGAAUAAUGAAUUACCUUUAGGUGUAAAAAAAAUUAUCACCUUUUUUCACUUCUGUAUUAUAGGCCAGUUUGAAGCGAACUCGAUAGUGGGUGUUUUAUAAGAUUGAUUUCGUGCAAUCAGUACACUUAUUUUCAUUAUGCAUUAUUUAUUUAGAUAGUAGGCCUAGUUUUACUACAUGGGAGGCAAAUUUAGCAUUUUAUGUCGUUGUACGAUGUUUUCUCUGGCGAUUGAAUUUUAUUCCUUAAACAUGUUCACUGUUCUUUUGUGUCGGCUGAAGAUCUUCCGCUGACCAUAAUUUCCAAAAA
Molecule: messenger RNA, 1426 nt
Organism: Lytechinus variegatus (green sea urchin)
Lineage: Eukaryota; Metazoa; Echinodermata; Echinoidea; Temnopleuroida; Toxopneustidae
Product: adenylate kinase isoenzyme 5-like
Exons: 2
Coding region: 122-418 (98 amino acids)
Source: RefSeq, a predicted model, not a curated record